Molecule: messenger RNA, 3034 nt
Organism: Melanotaenia boesemani (Boeseman's rainbowfish)
Lineage: Eukaryota; Metazoa; Chordata; Actinopteri; Atheriniformes; Melanotaeniidae
Gene: kl
Product: klotho
Exons: 13
Coding region: 110-3034 (974 amino acids)
Biological process (GO): carbohydrate metabolic process
Molecular function (GO): hydrolase activity, hydrolyzing O-glycosyl compounds
Source: RefSeq, a predicted model, not a curated record
CUGGCUGCACACCGCAGUCGUCUGUUUAGCUUCUGAAAGCUUCCAAGCAUGGUGAACUGGAGACCACUUUAACAAACUGGAAAGCCAAGGCCGGGUAGGAACUGGAAUCAUGAUUGCCCUUCUGACAUUGCUUGCCCUGAGCCCUGCGGCUGCAAAGCCCAAUGCAGGUUUGAGAACGUGGAGACGCUUUGAGAAACUGCCCUAUCCAGGAGACAAGGCUUUCCUCUAUGAUACCUUCCCCAAGGACUUUGUAUGGGCGGUGGGCACGGCGGCGUACCAGGUAGAAGGGGCGUUUGAAAAGGAUGGCAAGGGACUCUCCAUCUGGGACACCUUUACACGUGGUGGGAACCGCAUGGCCAAGGGAGACGUGGGCAGCGACAGCUAUCACAACAUCCACGCAGACAUCCGAGCCAUCAGACAGCUCGGGGUCAGCCACUACAGGUUCUCUCUGUCCUGGUCUAGGAUAUUCCCCAACGGCACGCGCGGGAGUUACAACGAAAUCGGCACAAAUUACUACCGGACCCUCAUCGAGAGACUGAAACAGAUCCACGUGCAGCCGGUAGUCACACUGUAUCACUGGGACCUGCCCGACCACCUCCAGCAGAGCAUGGGGGGCUGGAGCAACCUGGAGCUUGUGGAGAUCUUUAAGGACUACGCUGAUUUCUGCUUCCACACGUUUGGCGAUGAUGUGAAGUUCUGGAUCACCAUUGAUAACCCGUUUGUUGUGGCGCAACACGGAUAUGGCACUGGAGUGGUCGCCCCCGGGAUAAAGAACGACCCUGAUCUCCCUUUCCGGGUUGGACACAAUCUCCUCAAGGCUCAUGCAGCUGCGUGGCAUCUCUACAACAGUCACUAUCGCCCCCGACAACAUGGCAAGGUCUCCAUAGCACUGGCCUCUCACUGGAUCAAGCCCAGUCGCACCCGCUUGGAAAGCCUGAAAGAGUGCCAGUGCUCCCUGGACCAUGUCCUGGGCUGGUUUGCCCGGCCGGUGUUCACGGAUGGAGACUACCCUCUGUGCAUGAAGGCAAGGUUGGGUUCGCGACUACCUUCCUUCACCCAGGAUGAGAGGGAGCAGGUGAGAGGAACAGCUGACUUCUUUGCCCUGUCUCACGGAGCAACCCUGAGCUUCCAGCUCAUCAAUGACAGCCUGAAGUUUGGGCAGACGGAGGAUCUGGACCUGAGGAUGCUGCUUUACUGGAUCAGCGUGGAGUAUGAUAAGCCACCCAUCUUUGUGGUGCAGAGCGACUGGUACGUCCUUGGCAGCACCAAGACAAAAGAUCCAAAACACAUGUACUACCUCAAGAGGUUCAUUGCCGAAACACUUAAAUCAAUCAUCAUAGAUGGAGUGAAUGUGAUUGGAUACACAGCCUGGUCUCUGAUUGAUGGCUUCGAGUGGCACAGAGAAUACGGGAUUCGGCGUGGACUGUACUAUGUUGACUUCAACACUCCUGACAUGAAGAGGGAGCCGAAGACAUCUGCUACCUUUUACAGAAACGUUAUCCACAGAAAUGGUUUUCCAGAACUUCCAGAGAACAGACCGGCACAAGGACUCUUCCCAUGUGACUUUGCCUGGGGUGUAUCAGCCAACUCCAUACAGGUGGAGACAGCUCCCACCCAGUUUGUGGACCCCAGUGUUUACCUCUGGAACAUCUCCAACAAUGGUGAGCUGAUUAAGCUAGAGGUCCUCGGCCCGCCACCCUCCCGCCGAGCCACACACUGCGCUGAUUACGCCACCAUCCGGCAGCAGGUGGAUGAAAUCCAGCAGGUUGGGGUAAACCACUUCCACUUCUCCCUCAACUGGUCUGCUCUGGUGCCAACAGGUGAUGUGGCUCAUCCUAACGUCACCCUGCUGGGAUACUACCGCUGCUUCACCCGUCAGCUGCUGCAGGCCAAUGUCGCGCCUGUGGUCACCCUGUGGCACCACACACGCCAGCGCAGCAGCCUGCCGGCCCCGCUGGACACUACCGGGAAGUGGCUCAACAGGAAGACUCCCGAGGCCUUUGCAGACUAUGCCAGGCUUUGCUACAGAGAACUGGGGGCCCAUGUGAAGAUGUGGAUCACGCUGAAUGAGCCCAAUGAUGAGAUGGUGAGCUACCAGGAGGGGCAUCAGAUGCUGCGGGCGCACGCUCUGGCUUGGCAUGCAUAUGACCGGGAGUUCAGACAUCUGCAGGGAGGACAGGUGUCACUGGCUCUGCACAUGGACUGGGUGGAGCCAGCGUUCUCAUUUAGCCGGGAAGACGUGGAGCCUGCUAAGAGGGUUUUAGACUUCUGCGUCGGCUGGUUUGCAGAGCCGAUCUUUGGCAGCGGGGACUACCCUCAGGGAAUGAGGAGCUGGCUGCGUCAGCUCAACUCGCUUGACCUGCCAGUUUUCAAUGAGGAAGACCAGCAGCUGGUUAAAGGGACAUAUGACUUCUUUGCUCUUAGCCACUUCAGCUCCAAGCUUGUUACUCAUGCCAAGGAAGACUCAUACACCUACAUAGCGAUGCUUGAGGUCCAGCACAUGAUAGACACCACAUGGAUCAUGUCGCCGAGGCCUGUUGUGCCCUGGGGUCUGAGGAAAGCGCUCAACUGGGUGAAGCAGCACUAUGGUAAUGUAUCUGUCUAUGUAAUGGCUAAUGGAGUCCAGGAAGACCCGGCCCGCUUCAAAGACAGCCUGAGAAUUUACUACCUGUACAACUAUAUUAAUGAGGCACUUAAAGCGUACACACUAGACGGUGUAAACCUGAGGGGAUACUUUGCUUACGCCCUGAACGACCAAAGGGACCCAGGGUUUGGCUUGUAUGGCCAAGUCCAUGAAGAGGUCAUCAUCAAGUCCUCUCUCUCUAACUACCAGAACAUCAUCCAACACAAUGGCUUUCCCAUUCAAGGAGCUGCUCCUCAGCAGUGUCCCACUGUGCCACAACCCUGCCUGGGCUGCCAGGUUCUGGUCAAGAGGCCUGUGGUGGGCUUCUUGACGCUGGUAGGUUCUGGGGUGCUGAUCACUCUGGGCCUCAUCAUUUACUACACAGCCAAGAGACACAAGGAGUGUUACUGA